This is a messenger RNA of Rotaria sp. Silwood2, 1851 nucleotides long. The record is from the annotation of a GenBank genome assembly. NCBI's taxonomy places the organism in Eukaryota, Metazoa, Rotifera, Eurotatoria, Philodinida, Philodinidae.
AUGUCGGAUUCUGAUCUUCUCAUAAAAGGUGAUUUAAUUAAAUCAAGAUGGCGUGUGACACAUAAAAUAGGUGGUGGUGGUUUUGGACAAAUCUAUCAAGCAUAUGAUAAAUUACGUCGAGAAUUAGUUGCUGUUAAAGUUGAAUCAAAUUCUCAAGCAAGACAAGGUAUUCGAAUGGAAGUAACUGUUUUACGACGUAUACAAAAUCGUAAACACGUAUGUGAAUUAUUAUCUGGUGGUACAUCAACAUUAUAUAAUUAUAUGGUUAUAACAUUACUUGGUUCAAGUUUAAGUGAAUUACGAAAAAAUUUAUCUGAACAAUGUUUUACAUUAUCAACUACACUUCGUAUAAGUUUACAAAUUUUAGAUGCUAUUGAAUCAAUUCAUUCAAUUGGUUUUCUUCAUCGUGAUAUAAAACCAUCAAAUUUUGCUGUCGGAAGAAAAAAUUUACGACAUAUAUUUAUUCUUGAUUUUGGUCUUGCUAGAAAAUAUACAGAUUAUGAUCAACAUGUUCGACCAGCUCGAAUUGAAGCAGGUUUUCGAGGAACUAUUCGAUAUGCUUCAAUCAAUGCACAUAAUAAUCGAGAAUUAGGACGACAUGAUGAUUUAUGGAGUUUUUUUUAUAUGUUAAUUGAGUUUCUAAUUGGUUCUUUACCAUGGUCUAAAAUAAAAGACAAAGAAAGUGUUGGCCAUAUAAAAGAAAAAUAUGAUUACAAUCGUUUUCUAACAUAUUUACCAGAUGAAUUCAAUAAAUUUCUGGAACAUAUUAAAGUAUUACAUUAUGAAGAUAAACCUGAUUAUGAAUUUCUUCGAUCGUUAUUUAUUUCAUCUAUUCAACGGUUAGGCUAUUAUGAUGAUGAGCCAUAUGAUUGGGAAAAAAUAAAUGAUACAUUAGUUAAACUAGAACAACGAAAAGUUUCUUCAUUAGACAAUGAACGAAAAACAACAUCAGAAAAUAGUAUUGAUGUUAAACCAAAUCAAUCUCGAUCACCUGUACCUGAUCCAACGGAACAAAUAAAUCAUGAUGAACAUCAUGUUGAUGUAAAUUCACAAGUUAAAUGUCACAUAAAUAAUCGUCAAUUAAUUAGAUCAUCAAGUCGAACAAAUCAUCUGCAAAAAAUAAAUAAUAGUAAUCAUAAUCUUCCAUUACCACCUUCACAUUUUAUUCUCAAUAAUCGACAACGAAAUGCAUACGAAUUAGAUUGUAAAAAAUUCGAUUCAAUAGGCCUCGGUGAUCAACAACAAUCAAAUCAUGAAAAACCUCGGUCUCAGUUUGAAAGUCGAUCACCAAAUACAUUACUACAGCGAAAUACUUAUUUAAAUGCAAUCGAACGAGACCCACCUGUCGCAAAUGGUCUAUUAACAUAUAUAUCUCAACAAUUUUCUAAUGCUGCUGCACCUGGUACACCAAGUUUAUUCUCUCAAUGGACUCCACAUCAUGGAGAAACAUAUACUGAUGAUGAUAUAUUAAAAGGAAAUAAAAGUAAUAGUAGUAAAGCUGACGAACGAGCAAUAACUUUUAGUGGUGAACGAACAUCACCAGCACAUACUCGAUUAUAUCAGUUAAAUUCAACAAUAAGAAAUAAAUCAUCUGGACGAAAACCAUUUAUUAUUCUUUCAGAAAAUGUAUCCGAUGAUGAAAAUAAUAAUAACAAUAAUAACAAUCAAAUAUAUAAUUUCUCAACGAAUGAUCAAUGUUUAAUCGAAAAAAAUCCUGAAAUACCAUUUGGUACUUAUGUAAAAAAAUAUUCAAAAAAUACAAAUUACAGUCAUUAUAAUGAUCGGCGACAACAAAUAUCAUCAUCAUUUGGUUUACAAAAAUUUUCUAGAAAUAAAUCACAUUAUUCUUAA